UCUCCGCCUUUUAUGACCGGAUCCUCCUCACGGCCGGCAGCGGGGAGCAGACAGGCGUCGCUCAGGCGGGGAAACGCCUGAAAAGCGGAGUUUGGGAGGAUAAUCUCGGUCCCGGGAGGCGGACGGAGGCAGCAGCCGGAGCACCGGAGGACUUCUCCCAGCUUGAAGCAGGCCCGGCGGCACCAUGAGCUCCAGGGUGUGUAAGAACUGCGGCGGCACGGACGUGGACGUGGACCAGGCCCGCGGCGACGCCGUGUGCAUGGGCUGCGGCUCCGUGCUGGAGGACAACAUCAUCGUGUCCGAGGUGGAGUUCGUGGAGACGGGCGGAGGAGGCUCGCUCGCCGUGGGGCAGUUCGUGUCCUCGGAAGGCGGAGCGAAGCUCCCGUCGUUCGGAGACUCACACCUGAUGGGGAUGGGCAGGGAGUCCCGGGCCCAGACGCUGCAGAGAGCGAAGCAGCACAUCACCACUGUGGGCCACCAGCUCCAGAUGAGUCAGCACUGCUUGGACACGGCCUUCAACUUCUACAAGAUGGCGCUCACCCGACGGCUGACCAGCGGCCGCAAGGCGGCGCACGUCAUCGCCGCCUGCAUCUACAUGGUGUGCCGCACCGAGGGAACGCCGCACAUGCUGCUGGACCUCAGCGACCUGCUGCAGGUCAACGUUUACAUUCUGGGAAGAACGUUCCUGGUUCUGGCUCGAGAACUCUGCAUCAACGCUCCGGCUAUCGACCCGUGUCUCUACAUCCCCCGCUUCGCCCAGCUGCUGGAGUUCGGAGAGAAGAACCACGACGUGUCCAUGACGGCCAUGCGGCUGGUGCAGAGGAUGAAGAGGGACUGGAUGCACACGGGGCGCAGGCCGUCGGGACUCUGCGGAGCAGCUCUUCUGGUCGCCGCUCGGAUGCACGAGUUCCGCCGCACGCUGAAAGAGAUCGUCAGCGUGGUGAAGGUGUGCGAGUCCACUCUGAGGAAGAGGCUGACGGAGUUCGAGGACACGCCCACCAGCCAGCUGACCAUCGAGGAGUUCAUGAAGGUCGACCUGGACCAGGAGUGCGACCCGCCCUGCUUCACGGCCGGACUGCAGAAGAAGAAAUUACAGCAGCUGGAGACGGAGCUGAAGAAGAAGAUGGAUGACGUGGAAGAUGAAAUUCAUGAAUAUCAGGACGAGAUCGAAGCAGAGCUGGAGAGCUGCAGGCCCAAGCUCAGAGGAAUCUACGCCGCCUACGCCAAGGAAGAUCCUCGGGAGCCGGCCGCCGCCGCGUCGUCGCCGUCCAAGCUGCCGGACGUGGAGGAUCCCGAGGAGGAGGAGGAGCUCCAGGCGGUGGCCAAACACUUCGGUAGAGACCUGGACGAGCUGACCCUGGAGGCCCUGAUCCGCCUGGAGCGCAGCCGGCCGGGGGAGCCGGAGCAGGAGGGGGCGGAGCCGCAGGACGGCGUCCCGAGGCGGCGGGGCCCGUCUCUGGAGUCCAUCCUGGGGCCCAUGCCGUCCUCCGCCACGCUGGGCCUCCAGGAGUCGCUCCACGGCUGCGUCGGCGAGGAGAAGGAGAACGGUGGCGAGGGCGACAGCGGAGAGCUGGACCUGAGCGGGAUCGACGACAGCGAGAUCGAGCUGUACCUGCUGAAUGAGAGGGAAGUGAAGAUCAAGACGGCGCUGUGGAUGGCAGAAAACUCCGACUACCUCAAAGAGCAGAAAGAGAAGGAGGCGAAGAUCGAGAAGGAGAAGGAGCUCGGGAUCUACAAAGAGAGGAAGCCGAGGCGCUCGGCGAGGCGCCGGCCGCCCAUCAACGCCAGCACGGCGGACGAGGCCAUCGAGCAGAUGCUGGAGAGGAAGAAGAUCUCCACCAAGAUCAACUACGACGUGCUGAAGGACCUCAACGCCAAGCCGGGGGCCAGCCCGGCGCACGCCGCCUCCCCCAAGCGGGAGCCGGCCGCCACCUCCAGGCCCGCCGCCCGGCCCCGGAAGCCGCAGCAGAGACCGCCGCUCAGCCUCAGCACGCCGCUGAGCACCCUGGGAAAGAGGCUGCAGCCGUUCAUCAGCGGAAACCCCAACAAGAAGCAGGCGCUGGAGCAGAUCGCCAACUCCAACCCCCUGCCGGCGCCGGGGCCGGUGGCUCCGCCCACCGACGGCGUGCUGGUGGAGAGCGGCCCGGUCCUCUACGACGACGUGGCGGCCGAGGAAGAGGAGGACGAGGAGGAGGAGCCGUGCGUCAGCGCCAUGGCGCUGCUGGGGGGCAACGAUUACGGCUGUGACGGAGAUUACGAGGAUGGAUUCUAGCCUGGAGGACGAGCUGCUGCUGGUUUUGGACGCGGACGCCACGCGGCUGCCGGUCUGAACCGGGAAGCUGCAGACACAGAGAAGCUCCGCCUCCACCGGCGUCCGAACCGGAGCGACCGGCCCGGAGGCCGAAGAGGCGGAGCAGGAAACACUCGCCGUUCACUUGAAGGUCAGAAGACUCCAAAUUAAAGCUGCGGUGAAACUGGACCAGCGUCAGUAUUUUGGCUCUUUUCACAGCAGACUCUCGGCUGAUCGGACUCUCUGAUCCGAUCAGGCCGAAGCAGGUUUUCCUCUCAGGCUUCACUCGAAGCGUCGCUGUGGGUCAGCUGACGCUCAGCUCAUUAAACAGGAAGUUACAGUUUGUUUGGUUCGUUUUGUGACCACCAGGUUUCUAGAUUCAUUUAUUCUGCAGACGAUUCAAAACUUCCACUGAACUGUUUUGUAGGAGCUCAGAGAGUUUUUACAACACAGAAAAGAGUCGAAGGCGUCACGUCGUCCUGUGUCUGGACUGGAAGACGUCUUCUGGUUGUUUCACACAUGAACUGAACCUCCAGGGAGUUUAUUUUGAAAGUCGCAGCAGUCACAUUAACGUCCUCAUUCAGCCCUGAAGACGCCGUCAGGCGUCGCCUGGGACCGUUGUAUCUGUGGAAAUAAAUUCAAGGGACCUUCAUCAACAGAGUUUCUGAAGGAUUAGUUUGUGGCAGCAGGAUAAGAAGCCUCACAGCCUGGAUCACACACCGAGUCUUCUGACCUGCAAAUGAUCGUCUGAGUGUUUCCUGUUGACCCUCAUCAGGAGGAAAAUGGACUGAAAACUCCUCCGGCUCCGGUGUCUGUGGACGGUUUGAGUCCAGGAGCGAAACGUCCGGAGAGCUCGGCGACUCUGGACUCCACUGAGAACCAGGCGUCGGAUGAAUGAGUUUUUCUUUAAGCCUCGGUGACGCCGAGCGUCGUCAGCUCUGCUCAGCAUGACGGAGAAUCCUGUGGAAUGAUGGGAUCCGGACUUCAGAGCGACUUCAUAAGAACAGAAUCUGACUGAUUAGUUUUGUUGGGAUUGAGUUUUGGGUGUUUCUCAUUAAUUUAGCAGAGUGUUUCCUGGUUCAGCUUGAAUACUUCUGUCACAGUGAAGUUCAGCCCGAGCUGUGAAGACGCUCGGUCGGGUUCCUGUU
Salarias fasciatus (jewelled blenny) is the source of this 3438-nucleotide messenger RNA. It is a transcript of the gene brf1a, whose product is annotated as BRF1 general transcription factor IIIB subunit a. The transcript is spliced from 19 exons. Bases 185 to 2272 code for a protein of 695 amino acids. Lineage: Eukaryota; Metazoa; Chordata; Actinopteri; Blenniiformes; Blenniidae. Gene Ontology annotation, biological process: transcription by RNA polymerase III; DNA-templated transcription initiation; transcription preinitiation complex assembly. Gene Ontology annotation, cellular component: transcription factor TFIIIB complex; transcription preinitiation complex; nucleus. The record is from RefSeq and is a predicted model, not a curated record. Gene Ontology annotation, molecular function: RNA polymerase III type 3 promoter sequence-specific DNA binding; TBP-class protein binding; RNA polymerase III general transcription initiation factor activity.